AGCCACCAAACGCUGAGCCGUCAACAGCAUUUCUUGUUCUCAGAUUACCCUUCUGAGCACUCUCUGGCUGCCAGAUUAUCGAGGCCAUCAUAGCUUGAUUCGAUUUCACAGCUCCAGGCAUUAGCUAACCCUACCAAGCUGGGUUGCCUCGGUCCUGUGAUGGCUCCCCGCGUCGGCUGCUUCCUGUUGGCGGUGCUGAUUUCUGCCAGCUGUAAAGUCGUCACCUCCUCAGAUCCAAUGUGCACCGAGAAAGAAGCCAACAAGACAUAUAACUGUGAAAAUUUAGGUCUCAGAGAGAUUCCUGACACUCUACCAAAUACAACAGAAUUUUUGGAAUUCGGCUUUAACUUCUUGCCUGCAAUUCAAAAUAUAACCUUCAGCAGACUCAUAAAUCUUAUCUUCUUGGAUUUGACCAGGUGCCAGAUUAACUGGGUACAUGAAGAUACUUUUCAAAACCAUCAUCAACUGAACACCAUUGUGUUAACUGGAAAUCCCCUGAUAUUCAUGGCAGAAACAUCACUUACCGGGCCCAAGUUGCUGAAGCAUCUUUUCUUAACCCAAACAGGAAUAUCCAGUCUUGAGUUUAUCCCAGUGCACAACCUGGAAAACUUGGAAAGUUUGCAUCUUGGAAGCAACUGUAUUUCCUCCAUUAAUCUCCCAGAAAACUUCCCAACACGGAAUCUGAAAGUCCUGGAUUUUCAGAAUAAUGCUAUACACUACAUCUCUAGUAAAGACAUAAACGCUCUGGAACAGGCCACGAACCUAAGCCUUAACUUCAAUGGCAAUGACAUUAAAGGCAUUGAGCCUGGGGCUUUCAAUUCAAAAAUCUUUCAAAGUUUGAAAUUUGGAGGGUCUCUCAACUUAUCUGUUAUAUUGAAAGGUCUACAGAACUCUACUAUUCAGUCUCUUUGGCUGGGGACAUUUGAGGACACUGAUGACCAAGACCUCACUUCAGCCACAUUUGAGGGACUUUGUGACAUGGCUGUUGAGAGCAUCAACCUACAAAAGCACCAUUUCGAUGGCUUCUCACCUUCUACAUUUCGGUGCUUCACUGGACUCCAGGAGUUGGAUCUGACGGCAGCUCACUUGAAAGGAUUACCCUCUGGAAUUGAGGGUAUGAACUCUCUCAAGAAAUUAGUUCUCAAUGCAAAUAGUUUUGACCAAUUGUGUCAAAUCAAUGCUGCCAGUUUCCCAUCCCUUACAGACCUCUAUGUCAAAGGCAACAGGAAGAAACUUGACCUUGGUGCCAGGUGUUUGGAAAAACUAGAAAAUCUUCAGAAGCUUGAUUUAAGUCACAGUGAUAUUGAGGCUUCUGACUGCUGCAAUCUGCAACUCAAAAACCUGCCCCACUUGCAAUACUUAAACCUGAGCUACAAUGAGCCCCUUGGUCUCGAGGAUCAGGCGUUCAAAGAAUGUCCUUGGCUAGAACUACUGGAUCUGGCCUUUACCCACCUGCGUGUUAAGGCUUCACAAAGUCCUUUCCAAAACCUCCAUCUCCUGCGGGUUCUGAAUCUCUCUCACUGCCUCCUUGAUACCAGCAAUCGGCACCUUCUAGAAGGCCUGCUGGAUCUCCGGCAUCUGAAUGUACAAGGGAAUCACUUUCAAGAUGGGAGCAUCUCAAAGACCAACCUAUUUCAGACAGUGAGUAGCUUGGAGAUUCUGAUUUUAUCCUCUUGUGAUCUCCUCUCCAUAGACCAGCAAGCAUUCCACGGCCUUGGGAAAAUGAGCCACUUAGACUUAAGCCACAACAGCCUGACAGGUGAUAGCAUGGAUGCUCUUAGCCCUCUUAAGGGGAUCUACCUCAAUCUGGCCGCCAAUAACAUUCGCAUCAUCCCACUCCAUCUCCUCCCCACCUUGUCUCAGCAGAGCACCAUUAAUUUAAGUCACAAUCCCCUGGACUGCACUUGCUCAAAUAUCCAUUUCAUAACAUGGUACAAAGAAAACCUGCAUAAACUCGAGGGCUCGGAGGAGACCGUGUGUGCAAAUCCCCCACCUUUAAGGGGAGUUAAGCUGUCUGAUGUCAAACUGUCUUGUGGGAUGACAGGUAUGGGCAUUUUCUUUCUUGUAGUAUUUGUAUUCCUGCUCAUCAUUCUGCUCAUAUUUUCAGUUAAAUUUCUUCUUAGGUGGAAAUACCAGCACAUUUAGUGCUGAAGAUUUCUAGAGAUAGAAAAUAAAUAUGUUUAGCAAAAUUGCCCUCAGUAAAGGAACUGUUGUUUGUUAGUGACCAGACUUUUCAGAUGGGUUCCUGGAGCUGGGUAGGGAUUCCCUGUGCUUUGCUGAAUCCCAGAACUAGUAAGUCUCCUGGGAAGGUAAACUGACUAGGGCCAGAGGGCCAGAUGCAGCUGUGAGAGACACAGAGCCUUUUCCUCACAUGGAAGGUGGCUAGAAGUUGAGAAGGACCCAUGGCAGGGAAGGGCCAGGAGAGUAACCUACUAGGACGCCAUCACUUCCAUUCAUGAGCAUCCUUUGAAGCACCUCCCACCUUGACCCUAAAAGGAGGUCAUCAACUCCCACAGCUUGGCAGUGCCAAGGACACCAGCUCCCCAGCUCUCUCCCCCACAGCUUGGGCAUUGUGCUUGGGUCUGAGUUCUCAGUAAUGUAGCCAUUUGGGAAACAAGUUGGAGAUAAAGUCUCAAAGCUUAUUUUAAAUGACAAAGAGAAAACAAAGAAUUUAAAAGAAGAGGCUGAAAAAUGAAUCUUGCCAUCAAAUUGACUUCGUUAACCUCCUUAGUCCUUACUUCUCCAAGGAUUCUACAAUGCCUCUGCAGUGCAAAUAGCUCCAAGAAAAAAAAAAAAAAAAAAAAAA
Messenger RNA from Delphinapterus leucas (beluga whale), 2806 nucleotides. It is a transcript of the gene CD180, whose product is annotated as CD180 molecule. Gene Ontology annotation, molecular function: lipopolysaccharide immune receptor activity; protein binding; lipopolysaccharide binding. Lineage: Eukaryota; Metazoa; Chordata; Mammalia; Artiodactyla; Monodontidae. Gene Ontology annotation, cellular component: plasma membrane; lipopolysaccharide receptor complex. Gene Ontology annotation, biological process: defense response to Gram-negative bacterium; detection of lipopolysaccharide; toll-like receptor 4 signaling pathway. The record is from RefSeq and is a predicted model, not a curated record.